CUUUGCGGCGGCGCUUUGCGGCAGCCGUUGGUGGCGGCGAGGGCGGCGGGCGCGGGCCGCCAUGGAGGGCGGCGGGAACUCCAAGGGCACCGGGCUCGGCGGCCUCUUCGGCGCCGGCGGGCUCGGCUACUCGCACGCCGACCUGGCCGGGGUGCCGCUAACUGGGAUGAGCCCUUUGUCACCGUAUUUGAACUUGGACCCCAAGUACCUGGUGCAGGAUACAGAUGAGUUUAUCCUGCCCACAGGAGCCAACAAAACUCGAGGCAGAUUUGAGCUGGCCUUCUUUACCAUUGGAGGAUGUUGUAUGACAGGGGCAGCAUUUGGUGCACUGAAUGGUUUGAGACUUGGCUUGAAGGAGACACAGAAUAUGGCGUGGUCAAAACCUAGAAAUGUACAAAUUCUAAAUAUGGUGACAAGGCAAGGAGCGUUAUGGGCUAACACUCUGGGAUCACUGGCUCUACUUUACAGUGCAUUUGGAGUCGUCAUUGAAAAAACACGUGGUGCAGAAGAUGACCUGAACACCAUAGCUGCUGGAACCUUGACAGGAAUGCUAUACAAAAGCACUGGUGGAGUGCGCGGGAUAGCACGAGGCGGGAUCGCGGGCCUGACGCUGACCGGCCUCUACGCCCUGUACAACAACUGGGAGCACAUGAAGGGCUCCCUAGCCCGGCAGUCCCUGUGAGGGACAGAGGACACGCUUGCUUAGUCACCAAUCAAAUCAGUUGUGAGAUCUAUCUGGUGCCCCUUGCUAUUUUAUUUACAAUUAGUGUGAAACUGAUGGAAGCUGUGCUGGGAGGAACCUCUUGACACCGUGUAGCUGGACUGGCCCUUCCCGCCAGCCAGUUGCUGGAGAGGCAGCAAUAUUUGUUGGACCUGCAAGUGAACAGAGUGGCCACCAAGACAGUCUCCCUGCCAUGCUCCCCAAGCAGCCCUGGCCAGGGCUGCCAGGCGUGCUGGGCCCCCAUAGCUGAUCCUGCUCGCUGCCAGGUUUGCUGGGUGCCUGUAGGGUCUGUGUCCUUGGAGCACUCCCUGCAGUCCCAGUGCCUCGCCUGGCAGCACAGCCCCAGCAGCCAUGGCACAGGCAGGGCUUGCUAUUCUGGCAGCACAAGGCAAGCUAGCAAAAGGGACAUCAUCAGAAUAAAAAGGGUGAUACUUACUCAAACCCAUUUCUAUCCUUUGCUCUUCCUGCUACAAAAGCAUUCUACAUCCAGUGACCUAUUAUGGAUUUAUUUUAAAAGACCUGUGUGAUGAAAUCCUGGGGGAGUUGGUGGGUGAGGGGAAGUGGACAAGCAGGCUGAUCAUCUCCUGAUGUUGUUACACUAAGGCAUAGCAGGGCUUGACUUCACUCCCUUAUGUGCUCUAACAAAUUGGGUGUUUAUGGAUGAAAUACAGUUGCUGUUGCAUAACAGCUGCCACUGCAUUAUCAAAACAUUUGGGUACUCUAAUAUCCCAGAACUCAUUUAGCUAACAAUUAGAAACCAAAUAAUAUAAAGACUGCACUUAUCACCUAUUAUAGGACUUUUAAUUAGCAAGAAACUUUUUGUCUGAAGUACCAUAUGUAGGUUAUUGGCAGAACAAAGACUGUGAUGAACCUGCAUGUUCUCCAGUGUUAAAUUUAAACCAUGUACCAAGUAUCAUUUGCAGAUAAAUUAAACAGUAAGUUGGGAAUUAGUUUAGUAAUUAGAGUUACUGUGCAACUCAUUCCUUCCACAAUUAAAUAAUUAAACAGGCAAAAUAUUGAAGAGGUCUGAAGACCAGGAAGGUAGAGCAAGGGAAAAACAGAAAACUUACUGGUCAGGAGACAGCAUAAUGCAAACCAAAUUUACAUUUGAGUUUUCACUACUGAAACAGCUCUUAAUAGUUACAUUGCUUACACCAAAAUAAAAACAACAAAAGCAGGAAGGGAAGGUGGUAGCUCUUACCUUCCCCCAGGAAGAAAUGCCACUUUGCUGAGAAGCCUCAUUGGUGGCAAAUGACCACUGAGACAGCUUUUUAUAGAGCAGGUGCUCCAGCUAACGAGCCACCACAGGUGAACUCAAUUUGCUUUGCUUGGCUGCCAGGUCAAAUUAGUUGCUUCAUGCCAGCAAUUAAUGUGGCAUAAAGGAAGCAGGCCUUUUCUCACCCCGUGUCACCUGGUUUUGUUAAGCCUUGAUCCACAAUGCCAUAGUGCUCUGCAUGUUAUUAUUGUGGUGUGAGAGCUGCACUUCCUUCCUAGCAUGCAUUUUUUGAGGGCUGUGCCACCAAAGAAACUGUCCCCCCUCUUCCAGGCUGCAGAGGGGUGAUGUGGGCUUCAUCUGCACAGUGCUGUCACAUGGGACAUCAGGAAAACACGUGCACUUUCUUCUGAGCUUUUUCUCUCCCCACUGGCAUCAAUGAGUUCCUCCCCUGCCUGUUUCCUGGUCACCAUUGGUUGGAUUUGUGUUCCUGCACUCUUCACUACACUGGAUGAAGGAUUGAGGACUGCUUUGGGGGUUGAUGGGGAGCAGGGGUGGCCUUUUUAAAUGUCAGGAACUCUGCAUUGUAUCUUAGGUUUUUUUAAGACUUUUCAGGACUAAAAUGUGACCCAGGAACUGUCUUGUCCUGAUUGCAGUGGGUAAACCAUGAAGCUUAACAAGUGUAUUUCCUUCUUCAGGUGCACUGGAGAUAAUAUAGAAGCAAGCCUUUUCAACCUUAAGGCUAGGCUGACUCUUGAGCAGCCUUGCAUGUUGUCUGGUGUGCAGUGCACUCACAUUUCCUGGAACUGCUCACUUCAAGGGCAGAGCUGAGAGCAUUUUUCUGAAAUAGCUGUGUUACAGCUGUUAAAAGUUUUGGUUCAUAAUCUGUUUGUAUAUGGAGUAAUCUGUAGCUUGAGCUAUGAAACACAACCAGCACAGAGGCAGCAGUGAGGGAGGUGAAUUGUACAAUACAAUAAGGAGAAUGUGUUUACAAUAUUCUGUGUCAUGACAUCCUGCAUUCACAAUUUACUGGAAAUCAGUAUGAAGUUGCUACUUUAAAUUGUGACCAAAAAUAUAUCCAAGUUGAGUAGGAAUAAAAGGAUGUAAAAUCAAGUUGAAAACAGAAUUUGGCUGAAGUUAGAGCCCUCCCAUGCAGUGUUAGAUAAAUGUGAGCAUGGGAGACCUUGACUGUCCUGGAAGAGUGGGGUUUUGGUGCCAGUUGUGGUAUCUUUGCUGACAGAUCCAAGGCAACUUUCCAUGCUGUGGCACCAAGUGAGGGAGCUGAGACAGCAAGUGUCAUGGAAGGGUUUUGAUUCUUGUGAAGCUGGUUCUGCUUAGUCUUUGGAACAGAAAGGCAAAUCCACUUACACCAUUCCCUGUCAGUAGGUGACUUCUCCGCAGUUGGAGGAAUUUGCUGAAAAAUCACUGCUUAGGGUGGGAGUCUCUGGGCACCCUGAAGCAGAAGCAGCUUCUGAACACAGGAGGCAAAUGUGUGUUAGGGCAGAAAAACUGCUCCAUGUUUAUAGUCUUAUUUCCUGUGACCUAAUAUGGGACUUCAAAAGGAGAGGGAAAUCCUUUUGUAUGCUUUAACAGAAGGUUACCUAUGCCUGUGCUUAAUAAAUUCUAGAUAGGAAACUGGAAUGUUUUAAGUGGAGCUUUGUGCACUCUGUGAGUAUUGGUCUGUGCUGUUCAAUGCCAGCCAGUGCAGGGACACCAGAGGGUAUCCCAGCCUUUUUUGGUACUUUCCCAGCAUGGUUAAUACCUGCUCUGUGUUCCUCACAGGUAUUUCCCCCUCUGUCCCUGCCCUGUGGGAGCAGCUGCCCCACUGACUCCACAGCUGCUCUGAGGACAAGGAGUUGAAGGGGCUGGUGCCCCAGGAGCCUGUGGCCACCCUGCUCCAGGGAGCUGUGGGAGGGAAGGAAGCAUUCCUCAGCACAGGGCAUCAAUCUCAGCUCAGCUUGUUCAAAGUUCUCCAGCCAUUUGAGAAUCCAUGAAUAGCAUUUGCUUCCUGCUGCUCUGUCCUUCUUGUCUUGGGAUAAUUUUGAAGUACUUUUUCCCUGCCUUUGAAAGCAAAACGUUUUAUUCAGGAUACACAUUCAGGAGUUCUGCAUUUGACUACUUCUAAAAAAGAACUUCAGUCCACUUUUUAAAAAGGGUCUGUGCACACCCCCACAUGAAAUGUAAGGUGUCAUGGUUCAAAGGCUGCCAGGCCUUUGAACAUUCUCCAGAUGAACAGUGAACAGUGCAGGCUGCAGUUACAUACUGGAAAAUACUCAGUGGAGGAACCAGUCAUGCAAGGACGCUGAUGCUCAAACACCACGGAGACAGAGAACUCACUUCCAAUUGCAAAGAUGUUCUUCAGCCAUGAGAGAAGAGGACCAAAUGCUACCACAAUCCAUAAAUCCUCUCUAAGUAUUCAGGAGUGCUAAGAAGUAAAUGGGUCAUUUUGCAGGAGUCUGUUUCUUCCAGCAGCUGAGCAAAGCCCAGGUGACAGACACAGCAGCUGCGUGUCCAGGGGGUCACACUGCAAGGCAGCAGCUGACAGGAGCUUCCCACUAAGUGUAGGAGUGUGCCAGCUCCCAGUCUCCCUGCUCUGGGGCUCAGUGCAGCUCCAGGCAGUGGUGAAAUGAACUAAAGCACUGAAUCCCAUCUGGAUGGAAGCACAACUGUAGCAGCUUCCAGACAGGCAAGCUGGACAUGCACCACAGUGGAUUUGGUUGACCAUCUUGUGAGUGAGACAUAACACACACUUUGGUUGCAAUUAUUUUUUAAUGGAAAAGACUAAUCUGUUUCACAUAAAUAUCAAUUAGUGACAAGUCAGUUGAGUAAAGGAAUACAUACCCCCAAGUUUUAAAGGCUCAUAAUGAACUGACAAAGUAGCACACAAUGACGACUACAUGGAAUUAAUUGGAAGAGGUGGGCUGCACGUCGAUCCGUUCAUUUAAGUUCAGCUGCUGAUCACAUCUGUUCCUGGAGUUAGUCACAGUGCAGUCUUCCCGUGGAGCAACAAGGACAUGUGAAGGGGAAAGUGAACUCCUAAAACACCUCUCUGCCUCCAGCAGAAAGCCCUGGCUAUGAAAGUACAAAAGCCUCAAGUGUUUUGCUGAUGUUAAGCCCUUUCAGGGUCUGGUUUCAGAUGUGCAGUCUCCCCUUCUCGGACUAAAAACUUGCUUUUAAAUGAAUGCACAGGAUUGAUAGACAGGAAUGUGUUCACACUGCAAAGUGACACCAAGGUUGGAUCUUAAUAAUAAUUUCUUUUCUACAGGGUUGUGAGGAACUCAAAUCACUCUUAUUCCCAGGCAGGCUGCAGGGAUGGGGAGAAGGGGGGCCCAGUUUCAUAGUCAUUAAGAGCAAUUUGUUAAGUGAGUAGAAGCUGCACCAGAAGCUGUGGAGCUUCACAGUUUUUCCAUGGAGCCUGGCAGGCAUGAUCCACAUUUCCAUAUAACGUCUUUGCACUUGUUCCCACAGGCUCAAAAGGCUAAAUAUCUGAAGAGGUAUUGCUCAUAUUAUGUCCACAGCUUCAGGAAGAUCCAAGUUACAGGACCCCAUUUUCACAUACAUAAUCACAUGGAAACCACAGAUUAAAUACCUUUAAACUGCAUCAGUGGGAGCCACAGUUUGCCAUGUUAAUGUUUCCCAAUUAAACAGCAGGUCAUCAAUCUGCUGAAGGCAUCUAAUUCCCCAAAUAUUACCUUUAAAUAUUAUGUGGCUAAGAUGCCUGUUUUCCAGUGGUUUAGUCAAUAAAAAUUCAUUAUGAAUUAUCUAGAACUAACAGAAACACACUUUUCAUUUUACAGCUUUUUCAGUGACUUUCAAAUAGUUUGUAAAUGCUGGGGACACAGUAGGGUCUGAUCUACUGGUGCAUGAAAAUUAACACCCUACCCUGUUCUCUGAAAGGCCCAAAAUUCACAAGAAGAGUUUUGAUCUAAAACUAAGUUACUUAUUCUCCUGUCACAUGUUAGGUCCCAUAAAUCCAUGUAUUUUUCAAAGUCUGGAUUUCACAUAUUUAGCUGGGAAAUGCACCAACACAAGAUGCAAAUGAAACCUCCAAAGUGAGCAACUGCUCCAUAAAACAAAUUGCUUGCAAGUACAGCCUAAGCUGGAACCCAAUGCAUGACAGUUGUAGCAGCUGAAAGAACAGCAGCACUUUUAAAGUCACUG
Passer domesticus (house sparrow) is the source of this 6095-nucleotide messenger RNA. RefSeq names its product mitochondrial import inner membrane translocase subunit Tim23. Gene Ontology annotation, molecular function: transmembrane protein transporter activity. Gene Ontology annotation, biological process: protein import into mitochondrial matrix. The coding region runs from base 62 to 682 and encodes 206 amino acids. Gene Ontology annotation, cellular component: TIM23 mitochondrial import inner membrane translocase complex; mitochondrial inner membrane. The record is from RefSeq and is a predicted model, not a curated record. The transcript is spliced from 7 exons. Lineage: Eukaryota; Metazoa; Chordata; Aves; Passeriformes; Passeridae.